Messenger RNA from Penicilliopsis zonata CBS 506.65, 6723 nucleotides. RefSeq lists its product as hypothetical. Gene Ontology annotation, biological process: intracellular signal transduction; cAMP biosynthetic process. Lineage: Eukaryota; Fungi; Ascomycota; Eurotiomycetes; Eurotiales; Aspergillaceae. The record is from RefSeq and is a predicted model, not a curated record. Gene Ontology annotation, molecular function: magnesium ion binding; adenylate cyclase activity; protein binding. The transcript is spliced from 3 exons. The coding region runs from base 1 to 6723 and encodes 2240 amino acids.
AUGGCGCUGCGCGAGAACGAACAGUCCGAUAGGAGACACGGGUCCGAGAGCUCAAGUACUGGUAGCUGGCUAUCACAGGACACCGUGAGGGAGAACCAGAGCAAUAACAACAACAACAACAAUAACAGCAGCAGCAGCAACAAUCCCACUCGCCAAAACUCGACCUCAGCGGCCUCCAACGGUCGCAACCCUUCGUCAUAUGUGGACUCUGUCAAGAUGGGGAGGUCUGCAUCCCAGGGCAAGAAACCCCCCUGGUCGACCUCCUCAAACGAUCUGUACACCUCCAUGUUCUCCUGGAGUUCCCCCGAAGUAUCCCCCACCGAUCCACGCAUCGAUAACAACCCCCCCGUGCUGGGCAAUCACAGAAAGGCGCUCGCCGUUCUCGGAGCCGAUGACCCUAUGAGCAAUCCCUCGGGUUCCAACAGACGACCCCCGCCGAGUAUGAACGCCGUCAACUACAACCAGCAGGAGUCUAUUGCGCCGUGGCUCGCAUCCCCGGGCAUCGGCCCCACGGAUGGACCCGCGACUUUCUUCCACGACUACUCGGAGCAUGAGGCAUCUCCCGCCUCCCCGUCAUUUCGCCCUGGAACCAGCCGUACCUUCUCCAGCGAACCCGCCGACCUGGACUUCCAUGCCAAUGGUGACCACCGCAGACCCUCCGUGGCCAGCGCAACGACCAUCAGCAGUCAGGGCUCCAAGUCCAGCGCCAGCGGCAAGUUUCGCAAGCGGUUACAAGGGUUCUUUGGGGAUGAGUACCUGGGCUCCUCCAAUGGCAAUGGCAAUGCGGCGGCGGGGGCCGGUUCGCUCGAUACCAGGACCGAGGGCGAGACGGCAAGCCUGAACAACACCCAAACCGUCCGGAUCAAUUCCCUCGACCUCUUUCAAGCCCGGGAGAGAGCAAAUUCAGACGGCGCGCGAAACAUCCCCGAACGUCUGGACGAGGAUCAGUCGUCCACCCAUCAUCCAUCCCGACCGCGAACCCCCUUACCCUCCAGUGAAAUCACCCCAUGGGUCUAUCAGAGCUUCAAUGACAUCCCUCAAUUCGGAGAAGCGCCCAUCCGCCACCUCCCCACCAACAGGCUCGACCAACGGGAAAAUUCCCUGUCCUCCACCUCUUCCCAGAAGGAUUAUUCCACGGUUCGCCGGCCACAUCGCCACUCCCGAAGCAAGGAGGAGGUCCCCACCGUCGCGGGGGAUCUCGCGGGUUACUCCUACCGCCCUCAGACCGGCCGUGACGACAACACCCUGGGGCUUCGCCCCUUUCGCGAUGGGUACCUGACCUCCUCCACCGCAAUGAGUUCCUCCACCACCCUGGGCGGUCGUUCCAGCAGCCCCACGCCGAGUAUUCAGAGCGUGAUGAUGCGGGAGCAAGCGGGGCAGAAUUCCCCCGGCAUGGCCUCGAAUAAGCGUUCCAUCCUCGACAAAAUCCGCCGCAAAGGCCACGGCCACCUGAAACAUCAUCUUCCGGGCAGCUCACGGACCGGCCAGGACACCUCCACUAAACCCCCAUCCAAGCUGGGCUGGCGAGAAGCUUCCCCCUCGCGCAGAGGUCGACAGGGCAGUCUGGAAGGCUCCCAGUCCCUGAAAUCCAGCGAUACUCUCGAGACGGAGCGCAAGAAGGACGGCAAGGGCCUGGCCAUCGGCCCAGCCAAGUUCCGGAACCGCCGUGCCGCCGCCAAUGCCGACACCGUCCUCGGGGGCGGUGGCCGCGAGGAGAAACCGCUGCAUGAACAGGAUGGUGUCUGGCAGCUGGAUACCGACCUUGAUCACAUGGAGGGCAUUGUCAGCCAACCCCGCGCGCUGUCGCCUACGGACCGCGGGCGAAGGCUGGAUCAACCCCCCACCUUUCAGGAGGACGGGCAAGCAGCCGCCGCCGCCGCCUUCACCUCUGCCUCUACCUCCGCCGCCGCCGCUGCCGCCGCCGCCGCCGCCGCCGCCGCCGCCGGCGGUGCCGCUGCCGACUCCCAGGCCGCGGGCCAUUGGGACGCACCCGAGAGCUGGCAAGUGAAGAGGCAUGGCGACGAUCUCAUCGCCCGCUUGCCCGAAAUCACCCAGGAGGCCAACGGUGACCUGGUCGACGAUGACGGCCUCUCCUACUUUAUUCGCAUCUUCCGCAUCGACCUCACAUUCGCCACCCUGUCGGCCGGUCUGAACACCACCGUGGCCGACAUCCUGCUCAUGCUUGGCCGCAAGUCCUUCCUGCAGGACCACCUCAACAACUACGAGAUCGUGAUGCGCAAGAACGACCUCUCCCGGCAGCUCGACCACAAGGAACGGCCGAUCUUGAUGCAGAAGAAGCUGCUCGAGCAGGUCGGCUACACGGCCAAAGACCGGAUCGAAGACAUCGGCCGCGAGGACCAUAGUUACCUGUGCCGCUUCAUCUUCCUGCCUACCAAGCUCAGCGGGUACAGCAGUCUCGAAGGCGACCCGGGUUUCAACAAAUUGCAAAAGUUCAGCCAUGUCGAUCUGCAGGGCCGCAGUCUCGUGACCAUCCCCAUCACCUUGUACAAAAAGGCCCCGGAAAUCAUCUCCCUCAACCUAUCCCGGAACCUGUCGCUCGAUGUGCCCAAGGAUUUCGUCCAGAGCUGCAUCAAUCUGCGGGAGAUCAAGUUCAUGAGUAACGAAGCCCUCCGGCUGCCCACGAGCUUCAGUCUCGCCAGCCGGCUGACGUAUCUGGAUAUCUCCAACAACCGCCUGGCGGACCUGGCGCAUGCGAAUCUCAACCAGCUGCAUGGUCUGGUCAGCAUCAAGAUGGCCAACAACCAGUUGACCACCUUACCGGCGUAUUUCGAAAACUUCCAGUCCCUGCGCAGCCUCAACAUGUCCUCCAACAGUUUCCAGGAGUUGCCCGAGUUUCUCGUCAAUCUGAAAACCCUGGUCGACCUCGACAUCAGUUUCAACAGCAUCCAGGAGUUGCCCAACAUUGGCCGCUUGACCACUCUCGAGCGCCUCUGGAUGACCAACAACAUGAUCAGCGGGCCCCUGGAUGAGACCUUCAAACAUCUCGUCAACCUGAAGGAGAUCGAUGCUCGCUUUAAUUCCAUCACCAACAUGGACAAUCUCUUCCAGCUGCCGCGCCUGGAACAGCUCCUCCUGGGCCACAACGCCGUCUCGAAAUUCAAGGGCUCCUUCCCCAAACUGCGAACCCUCGGCCUCGACCAUUCCCCGGUCACCCAGUUCGAUAUCGACGCACCGACCCCGACCCUGACCUCUCUCAACGUCGCCUCCGCGAAGCUGGUGCAAUUCCGGGAUUCCCUGUUCGAGAAUGUGCCGAAUCUGACCAAGUUGGUGUUGGAUAAGAACCACUUCGUCUCGCUCUCCCCGCACAUCGGCAAGCUUCGCCGACUGGAGCAUUUCAGCAUGAUCAAGAACCCCUUAUCCUCCCUCCCCGCCACGGUCGGCUGUCUCACCGAGCUCAAAUACUUCAAUCUGAGAGAAUGUAACCUGAAGAAGCUGCCCCCGGAGAUCUGGCAUUGCACGAAGCUGGAGUGCCUGAAUGUGUCUUCCAACGUCCUGGAGAGUUUCCCCAAACCGGGGAGCCCCGCGCCCCAGCUUCCCCUCGAACUUACGCCCACUCCUCCGGCCACGACCCCGAGCGGCGGUGGCGGCGGCGGCGGCGGCGGCGGCGGGUCCAUGACCCCGACCUAUGAAGAGCUCGAGACUCUCGACGAGUUGCACAACACGCGCCGCCCCAGCCAGACCUCCGGAGGGGUCAUCAGUUCCGGUAGCUCCCCGAAUGCUUCGUACCGGAAGCCAUCCGUCGCCUCGUCCCUCGGACAGGGAAGGAAAGUCUCGACCACCUCGCGGUCCGCGACGGAGAGCAACCAGUCGACCCGGAAGGACUCGAAUUUCUCCCAGCAUGUGGCCACCACGUUCGGUGGGUCGCUGCGAAACCUCUAUCUCGCCGACAAUCGGCUGGAGGACGACAUCUUCCGCGAGCUGGCACUGAUCCCUGAGCUGCGGGUGGUCAAUCUCUCGUACAACGAGUUGACGGAACUGCCGCAGGGUUUGCUCAAGCGCUGGCCGAACCUCUCCGAGCUGUAUCUGUCUGGUAACGAGUUGACCUCGCUCCCGUCAGAUGACCUCGAGGAAGGGAGCAACCUCAAGGUGCUGCACAUCAACGGGAACCGCUUCCAGGUCCUGCCCGCGGAGCUGUGCAAGGUGAGCAAGCUUGCGAUCCUGGAUGUCGGCAGCAAUGCGCUCAAGUACAACGUCUCGAACUGGCCCUACGACUGGAACUGGAACUGGAACCGCAACCUCAAGUACCUCAACUUCUCGGGCAACAAGCGGCUCGAGAUCAAACCCAACGUCACCUCCCUCGGCCAGACCACCACCAACGGCGCGGAUCUCACCGACUUCAAUUCCCUGACCCACCUCCGCAUCCUGGGCUUGAUGGACGUCACCCUGACCAUCCCUACGAUCCCGGAGGAGACGGAGGAUCGCCGAGUGAGAACGUCCGCCUCGCUGGCCGGGUCGGUCGCCUAUGGCAUGGCGGACACCCUGGGACGCAGUGAGCAUCUCUCCAUCAUCGACAUGAUCGUCCCCCGGCUCAAGCCGGACAACGUGGAAACGCUGGUCGGCAUGUUCGACGGGCAGACCCAAUCCACCGGUGGUUCGAAGAUCGCCAAGUUCCUCCACGAGAAUUUCACCUCGACCUUCUCCGCGGAGUUGAAGAAGCUGCAGGCCGACCAGGAGGAGACGCCGCUGGAUGCGCUGCGACGGACCUUCCUGGCCCUGAACAAGAACAUGGCGGCGGCGGCGUACAAAAAUGUCGAUGACCGCGGGGUCCGGCAGUACCGCCGUGGCUCGGCGGCGGCCAAGCUGCUCAACCAGGACGACAUCCACUCCGGCGGCGUGGCGACGGUGUUUUACCUGCACAACAUGGAUCUCUACGUGGCCAACAUCGGCGAUGCGCAGGCGAUCCUCGUCAAGUCCGACGGCACGUUCCGGCCGCUGACCGAGAACCACGACCCGGCCGAGUCUCGCGAACGCGCGCGGAUCCGCGCGGCGGGCGGGUUUGUCUCUCGCAACGGCAAACUCAACGAUCUGCUCUCCGUCUCGCGUGCGUUUGGAUAUUUCCAGAUGAUGCCCGCGGUCAUCGCCGCGCCGCAUACCGCGCACAUCAACCUCACCGAGCAGGAUGAGAUGAUCGUCCUGGCCUCGCGCGAACUGUGGGACUACGUGACGCCCGACUUGGUGGUGGACGUGGCGCGGCUCGACCGCCGAGAUCUGAUGCUCGCCGCGCAGAAGAUCCGCGACCUGGCCCUCUCGUUCGGGGCUAGCAACAAGCUCAUGGUGAUGAUCCUCGGCGUGAGCGACCUGAAGAAGCGCGAGCGGUUCAAAUUCCGGGGCACCAGUCUGUCCAUGGGCCCAUCGACGUUUCCCGAAGAGUCGAUCAUCCCGAGCACGAAACGGACCAAGAAGCCCCGUGAUCUGCCGGGCGACUCUCGCCUGGCGCGGUUUGACUAUGUCGACGCCCCCGUCGGAGAACUCGCCAUCAUCUUCACGGAUAUCAAGAAGUCCACGAACCUGUGGGAAAGCUGCCCGGAGGCCAUGCGCUCCGCCAUCCAGAUCCACAACGACAUCCUCCGUCGGCAGCUGGGGAUCAUCGGCGGCUACGAGGUCAAGACCGAGGGGGACGCGUUCAUGGUGGCGUUCUCGACCACCACGGCCGCCCUGCUGUGGUGUUUCAACUGCCAGAUCCAGCUGCUGGACGCCGAAUGGCCCACCGAGAUCCUGGAGCAACCGCAGUGUCGCCUGCAGUACGACCAGGACAACAAUAUCAUCUUCCGGGGCCUGUCGGUGCGGAUGGGCGGCCACUGGGGCGAGCCCGUGUGCGAGCAGGAUCCCAUCACCAACCGGAUGGACUACUUUGGCCCUAUGGUCAACCGGGCGUCGCGGAUCUCCGCGGUGGCGGACGGCGGGCAGAUCUUCGUCUCGUCGGAUUUCAUGAGUGACCUGCAGCGGAACCAGGAGCUGUUUGCCGACAGCGGGCGGGCGGGCUCCACGAGCUCGAGCGAGAGCUACACCUACGACGCCAUGGGCCACAACAUCCGCCGCGAGCUGCAGCAGCUCAGCAGCCAGGGGUUCGUGAUCAAGGACCAGGGCGAACGCAAACUCAAGGGGCUCGAGAACCCGGAACCGCUCUACCUGAUCUACCCGCACUCGCUUUCCUCGCGGGUCGACGCGCUCGAUGAAAACGCGCCCAGCAGCCAGUUCACCCCGACCACCAUCAGCCGCCAUUCGCAACUCGAGAUCCAGACCGACCUCAUCUGGCGUCUGUGGGAGAUCACCCUCCGUCUGGAACGGCUGUGCGGCGCCUUUGAGAACCCGUGCGGGAGUCGGUUGGGCCCGCCCAAUUCGGCCCUUUUCAACAUCGUCAAGAACCACGGCGGAGAGCUUGCCGACUCGACUGUCAUCAGUUUGGUCGAACAGCAGGUCACUCGCAUCGAGAGCGCAAUUAAUACCCUCAGCCUACGACAUAUGAUGCAACCGUUCCGGCCUGGCGAUCGGCUCGAAGACCAUGCCGUCCCCAUCACCGAGGUCAUGCAGCAGCUGCAGACCCAGCUCGCCGAAUAUCGAGCUCUCAAGGAGCAGCUUGCCGUCAACGCCGCGAGCGUCGUCCGGCCCGCUGUGCCAUCGUCGUUCCCUCCCGACGGGACAGAGACCAGCGUCAGCUCUACCUCCUCCUCCUCCUCUUUCAUCCGUCUGCAGUCGACUUGA